AUGUCGGAUCAGCCGCCUGCGUACAGAGGCCUAUACCCCCCGGACAACUCCAUCGUCCUGAGCAAGGCCGAAGGAGCUGUUCUUCCGGCCUCUGAUCGAUGCGCAGAAUGUCUACAUAGACAGGCAAGAUAUCCUGUUCUUGAGCUAUGUGCGGCGUGCAGGCCCAAGGCGGUCACUUCAUCGGCCCUGGAUGUGUGCCCUUCAUGUGCUCGUCCUUGGCCUGCGUUACGAGACUCUGAGCUAUGCUAUGGAUGUUUUCUUAGGGCACCACGGGCAUCUGCUAUCACGCUUAGCUCGCUAGCUUCCACUAUUGAGGACUUUAUAGAGCGGAAUAGCAGAUUUUUCCGCCGCUAUAGCAGAAGCACUCAUAAGGCUACCCAAAAUACCCCAGCGGCGCGGCAGAGCGUUGAGGGAGCAGGCGUCGAGUUAUCUCCGCCUUCUCCAUCCGCUCUCGCCGCGUCGACCGCUCCGCCAGCUACCGGUACUGCCGUUUCUCCCUUCGACCCCUCUACGCAGCCGUCUUUACAGGCAACUCUAUACAGCCUGUCCCAAGCCGCCGCUGCUUCUGCAAACCUCGCUGGGCUGCCUAAUCCCCCCGUUGACCUUGGGGUUACCCUUCAUAAUUUGGCCUCCGCAGCCCAGGCUGCCUCAAGCUUGCUGUCCGCUAGGGCACCUCCUCCCGCACAAAACACUGCCAUCUCUGCCCCUGUUGCUGCUGCUUCUGGUGACACUGUCCAUACUACUAGCGAGGCUGAGGCCUCAAAUUCUGGUUGUGCAACUGACCGGAGAUACCCCUCUCGUAGCAAGAAACCGUCGAGGCGACGUUAG
This is a messenger RNA of Microsporum canis CBS 113480, 828 nucleotides long. RefSeq lists its product as uncharacterized. NCBI's taxonomy places the organism in Eukaryota, Fungi, Ascomycota, Eurotiomycetes, Onygenales, Arthrodermataceae. The coding region runs from base 1 to 828 and encodes 275 amino acids. The record is from RefSeq and is a predicted model, not a curated record. The transcript is spliced from 3 exons.